Phytophthora sojae is the source of this 371-nucleotide messenger RNA. RefSeq lists its product as hypothetical. NCBI's taxonomy places the organism in Eukaryota, Oomycota, Peronosporomycetes, Peronosporales, Peronosporaceae. The transcript has 4 exons. The record is from RefSeq and is a predicted model, not a curated record. The annotation marks the transcript as partial.
AUGCGUCUCUCCUUCGUCCCGCUACUGUAGCUCUCUCGUCUGAUCGUUAGCACACAACAUAGUACAAAAAUGAGCACGGUACACCUUACCUGCAAAAUGAAUGAAAUAGCUCUCUCGUUGCUGGCGCCAACGCAGCCAUUGGACGCUGACCAGGGUGUUAUGUCACCGAUGGCCUCAUCAGACCAGGCAAUCUCAAUUGGUGACUUUCGGUUCCUGAGAACCCACCACGAUAAAGAAGAGCGGGGCUUGCUGGUUACCAGCCUCACAAAGGGUUUUGCUGAAACAUCAUUUCCGUAUCGAUACACUUCGAUGUGCACAACUAUUUGUUCAAUUACGCAUUCUCGGGCAGAUGCUGCGGCUGCGAAGCAGGC